AUGCUUGAUGCCAAGCAGUUUGGAACAUUCUAUUCAUUAGAGGAAGUAUAUGUAAUUCUCAAAACUUUGCAAAUAAAAGUUACUGAAGCUUCAAGCUAUUAUCAAGGUUCUAAUAAUGAUAAGCGAAAAAAAGUUGACGAAGAAGAACAAAAUUUGGAUACCGAAGGAUCAGAAAAGAGUAUUAGCAGUGAUAGUAGAAAUGAUAAGAAGUCCAAGAGGCGUAAAACCGAAAAAAAUUCUUUAGAGAUGGAUGAAAACGAUACUGAUGUUAUUAUGAAUGAUUUAAAAAAAAAAAAAAUUGAAGUAGUUGAAGUAACCGAGACUGACGAGAUUCUCGAGAAUUUAAAAUUUACUUCAUAUCGACUUACUCAAUCAACAUUGGAUGCAUUGAAGAAUCGCGGUAUACUUUCAUUAUUUCCUAUCCAAGCUUCCACUUUUGAUUUGAUUUAUGAUGGAAAAGAUGUUUUAGCGAGAGCUAAGACAGGGACAGGAAAAACUUUAGCAUUUGCACUUCCCAUAAUCGAAAUAUUAUUAAAACAUAAACAAGAUAAAAAAUUUAGUAGUUUUAAACGAGGUCGUCUUCCCAAAGUAAUAGUAAUGACACCCACUCGUGAUUUAGCCAAACAAAUUUCCACCGAAUUUGAAUCGAUUGCACCGAGUUUAAAAAUUUUAUGCAUUUACGGUGGGGUGGCUUAUGAUUUACAAAAUCAAGGUUUACGUGAAGGAAUUGACAUAUUAGUUGGUACACCAGGUCGAGUUUUAGAUCAUAUCGAUCGAGGAAAUUUAAAAUUAAGUGAAGUCAACUUUAUAGUAUUAGACGAAGCAGAUCAAAUGUUAGAUAUUGGAUUCUCUGAAGCAAUGGAAACCGUUUUACAAACUGUUAAACAACAUAAAGAAGAGCAACAACAAGAUAAAGGAGUCGAUUAUCAAACACUUUUGUUCUCGGCCACAGUUCCAGAUUGGGUUAGAAAAACUGUAAAGAAAUAUUUAAAAGCCGAUUAUGUGAAUGUGGAUUUAAUAGGGAAAGAAGAAACAAAGACUAAUGAAAAUAUUCGUCAUUACGGCAUUCGUUCAGCAUGGAGCACACGAAAAGAUAUAAUUGGGGAUGUUGUAACAUGUUAUGGCGGUUCAGGAUCUUGUGUUAUUUUUUGUAAUACUAAAAAUGAUGCUAAUGAACUUGCACUUAAUGAUAAGUUGAAGCAAGAUGCUCAAGUAUUGCACGGAGAUAUUGCUCAAUCACAAAGAGAAAUUACUAUGAAAGGUUUCAGAGAGGGUAAAUUUAAAUGUAUCAUUUGUACUGAUGUUCUAGCUCGAGGAAUUGAUAUUCCACAAGUUGAUGUUGAAUCAUAUGUUCAUCGAGCAGGUAGAACUGCAAGAGCUGGAAGAUUAGGUACGGCAGUAACAUUAUUUAAACCGCAAGAAGAAUAUUUAUUAUCAAAUAUACAACGACGUGCCGGUGUUACAUUUCAUAUGGUUGGACCACCUCAACCUCAAGAUAUUAUUGCUGCAACCGCAAAUGAUGCAGUAAAAAAUUUAGAAUCAGUUGAAAGUAGUGUAUUACCAUAUUUUAAUGAGACAGCUAAAGAAUUAAUAAAUUCCCAAGGAGCAAUUGAAGCUCUAAGUGCGGCAUUAGCAUACAUGAGUGGAUAUGCCGGAGGAAUUAAGAAACGUUCUUUAAUGUCAGCUAUGGAAGGUUAUACAACAAUAUUAUUUAAAUUUAGUUUUCCAAUUCGACAUACUAGUUACGUUCGAAGUAUUUUUAAAAAGAAUUUUUCCGAUUUAUCAGAGGAUAGUGUAAAAGGAUAUAAGAUGACAAAAGAUAUGCAAGGAGUUGUUUGUGAUAUUGAUAAUAAUAAAUUAGAAAUUGGAAAUGAUGGACAACUAAUAUUAGCAGGAAGACCGUGGUAUAAUACUCCAACAACGACAUUAGAAGUGGAAAUUAUAAUAAAUUUGGAAGGAAUGGUGGAAGCAAUCGUGGAAGAUAUAAUGGAAGAUAUACAUAAAUUAUGA
Messenger RNA from Diversispora eburnea, 2010 nucleotides. The record is from the annotation of a GenBank genome assembly. NCBI's taxonomy places the organism in Eukaryota, Fungi, Glomeromycota, Glomeromycetes, Diversisporales, Diversisporaceae.